UUUGAGUCUCACCUCCCACUCUCCUUCAUCCCCUCACCCCAGCUAUGCGAGGAGCCUCCCGACUUGCAGCGCUGCUGACCGCGGCGGCUGCGCUUACCAUAGAUGUCGUCGCUCUCUCAAAUAUAUCCAGACAAGGCAGGUUCCUUUACGACACAAGCGGUACUAGGUUUUACAUCAAAGGUGUCGCCUACCAGCCUCAAGGGUCUGUGACCACAAGUGCCGACAACCCCUUUGAAGAACCCAGCACCUUUGUUGACCCUCUUGCGGACGACUCAGGCUGUUCUCGGGAUCUGCCUUUCCUUCAAAAGCUCGGUGUCAAUGUCGUUCGGGUGUACAGCGUCAAUUCAUCGCUCAAUCAUGAUUCCUGCAUGAGUGCAUUGAGCGGCGCAGGAAUUUACACUAUUAUCGACCUAUCGUUGCCUUUGAAUGGUUCCAUCGACCGUGAUUCCCCCGCGUGGUCGACAAACUUGCAGGACCAAUACAUCGAGACAAUUAACACUUUCUCGAAGUACGAUAACGUCCUGGCCUACAACGUUGGUAACGAGGUUGUCACAGCAUCGAAUGAGACAGAUGCCGCAACGUUCAUCAAGGCUGCUGCGCGUGAUAUAAAGGCAUACCUUGCAUCGAAGAACUCGUCUGCUCUUGUUGGCUACGCUGCCAUCGAUGGGGAUGACGACUUUGUUGCUCCUCUGGCCAAUUUCCUGAGCUGCGAUCCCAGCGGAAGCAAUUCUGGCUCGACUGCUAUCGACUUAUACGGCUUGAACAACUACGAGUGGUGCGGUAACGCUACGCCAAGUGUUUACGCAGACAAGAAUGCUCUCUUCUCCAACUAUAACGUUGCCGCCUACUUCAGUGAAUUUGGCUGUGUCUCGUCUCCGCCUCGCCUUUGGACCGAGGUCGCCGCGCUUUUUAGCCAGCCUAUGACUGGAGAGUGGUCCGGUGGUAUCGCAUUUAGUUAUUUCCCCGCCGCGAGCGCAGCCGGUCAGUUCGGCAUGGUCAAUAUCUCUUCAGAUGGUACCACGGUCACCGUCUCGAACGAUUUUAAUCUCCUCCAGGCGCAAUACGCCCAGGCCAGCCCGCCGAACAGCCCAAGCGCAUCUAGCACGGCCAACUUCCCUGCUUGCCCGACCCAAAACUCCACCUGGCUGGCCAGCGCUAGCCUUCCACCGACACCGGAUGAUGCCGCGUGCAGCUGCCUAGACAGUACUUUUGCAUGCAAGUUCUCUCCGCCGACGUCUAAUACCUCUACUACCGUCGGACCGCUCCUGGACGAGGCAUGUGGCCUUCUUGGCCAGGCUGGCGGAAAUUGCGACGCUAUUUCUGCGAACGGCACCACUGGCACCUACGGUCCCGUCUCGUUCUGUGACCCCUCCACAAAGCUAUCGUACACAUUCAACCAAUUCUAUCUGGCCACGAACCUCCAGGCAUCGUCUUGCGACUUUGCCGGCAAUGCGACGGUUGUUUCGGGUGAGCCGACGAACAGCGCCGCCGCUUCCUCGGCUGCGUCGUCCUGUCUCGCAGCCGUCCCUGCGACCUUCACGCCCUCCGCGCCGGCCACGACAGCUGGCAGCAGCUCCUCGAGCUCGACGUCGGGCAGCUCCAGUGGCAGCUCGGGCAGCGGUAAUAACAACAACGGCGCCCUCGGCGUGUUUAGCGAGCACGCGAUGGUCGGCGCGUUCGUGUCCGCGCUGUUCAGCGUGCUCGGCGGGCUGCUUGUCCUCGCCUAAGUGGACUACACUCAUAGGACUAUUUCACAUAUCGUCUUUCUUUUGCGCAUGAACGUGAACUGGUCGCACUAGCACCAUCCUAACCUCCAUGGACGCACUCUUUACCUAGUCACUUCAUACUUAGUACCGUAUUCGUCUGGCUCCUCCAUACCGAUUUGUUAUACCCAUGACAUCUUUUGGUGUGUACCUUAUUCAAAGUAAAAACUGGACAUAUCGACCCAAUUUAACGCAUUCACUUGCCCGA
Molecule: messenger RNA, 1971 nt
Organism: Phanerochaete carnosa HHB-10118-sp
Lineage: Eukaryota; Fungi; Basidiomycota; Agaricomycetes; Polyporales; Phanerochaetaceae
Product: glycoside hydrolase family 72 protein
Exons: 6
Coding region: 45-1727 (560 amino acids)
Biological process (GO): fungal-type cell wall (1->3)-beta-D-glucan biosynthetic process
Cellular component (GO): cytoplasm; fungal-type cell wall
Molecular function (GO): 1,3-beta-glucanosyltransferase activity
Source: RefSeq, a predicted model, not a curated record